UUUUGUAAUUCGAGUCCAAAAUCUGACAAAAUGACAAAAGGACAACAAGGUAUUCCUCUGCGAUCAAAUGUGGUAAUUAAACCACAAUUUAUCAUCACUGAUUUCUCUUCUGAUGAAGAUGUUGAUUCAGAUGAAAAUGUCAAUGAAAGUUAUGAUACAGAUAAUGAAAAAGGAAAUGAUAAUUAUGAUGGAAAUUUUUUCAAAAAGCAAAGUUUUGAUCAUGAAGGAAUUGUUCCUAUGGAAGUACUUCAAGAAAAUAAACCCAAUUCUUUGAUUGAAAAUGUGACCGAAAAUAAUGCAGAGGAAGAAGAAGAAGAAACGCCUAUUGAGGAGACUGAGGAUGAAAAAAAUAGAAGAAAUUUCUUGGAUUGGAAACAGAAGUUAGAGAAUGGAGAAGAAAAGUGUACAAAAGAAGAAUAUGCUGUGGCCAAACAUCUUCGAUUUAAUAUACCUAUUAAAGAGGCCAAGUUUGUAGCAAUGGGAGAAGAAGUCAAAAGUUUCAUAGCUAAAGAUGCUAUAGAUGCUUUAAUGGAUUCAAAAUGGGCGAAGAAGUCUGAUGGUGAAAUACAGAUCUCGGACAGGAAGUCAUGUGUUCAUCUGAUGAAUACUUUCCUUCAGAAAGGAUUAUUCCACAGAGCAGUAAAAGUGGAGAGAAAGAAAGAUAAAAGUGACAAAGCAAAGAAAAAGAAAAAAGAUGAUGAUGCUAUUGAAGAGGAUAAAAAGUCAAAGAAGGAGAAGAAAAAAGCCAUCACAGAGGGACAGGAUAGUGAGACAAAAACAGAGGAUAAAAAGAAAGACAAGAAGGAUGAAGAUAAAAAAGAGGAAAAAAAAGAAGAAAAAAAAGAAGAAAAGAAGAAGAAAGAAAGAAGACUGAAAUUAAACAUGCAUGAUGACCAAAUUUUCCUUGACGGAGAUAAUAUAUAUGUGUGGAUAUAUGACCCUAUACCAGCAAAGACAUUUUUAAUUGGACUUCUUAUGGUUGUUGGAGCUGUGGGAUUCUGUUUGUUUCCCCUAUGGCCAGAUGAGAUAAGAAUUGGAGUUUACUAUCUUAGUUUAGUAGGAGCUAGUUUUGUUGGAUUUGUUCUAUUUUUAGUUGUUUUGAAACAGAUAUUGUUUUGUUUGUUAUGGUUACUGACAUUUGGAAAAAUACAUUUCUGGCUGUUCCCGAAUUUAACAGAAGAUGUUGGUGUUCUAGAAUCAUUUAAGCCAUUUUAUGAAGUUAAACGACCAGGUGAAACAAAAAAAGCCAAAGACGUUAAAAAAGAAAUGAGAAAACGGAGGGAAAAAGCUCUUGAAAAUGAAGAAACGGAAAGCGAAACACAAGAAAUGGACCCAGAAAAAACAGAAGAACAAGGAUUUGAAAUGGUAUCUCACGAAGAUAUAACUGAAAAUGGGGAUAAAGGUCAAGAUGAGAAUGGCGAGGAAGAUAAAGAUCAUGAAGGAGACGACGAAGAUGUGGGAGAAGAGGAAGACUUUAAAGACAAUGAAACAGGAGACAACUCUGACAAUGGCGAAGAUAAAAAAAAUAAAUGAACAAUUGUGUCCUUGUUUUAAUCUAGUCUGUUAUCAUUUCGGGAAAAUGGAUUUUAUUUCAAUAGAAUAGCAAAAAUGAGGAUAAAUGUGACCCUUGUAAUACGUUUAAAGGUCAAUAUUGGUUCAAUAGAUAUUCAUGUCAUAUGUAGCUUGCAUAAUUUAAAGAAUUUGCCUCACUAAAUGGUUCAAGGGUUAUUUGUGGUGGCCCUUUUUAUUUCCUUGAACCAUUUUAGGAAAUAAAUUAUGGGUCCAUUUUUUUUACUGGUAGAUUUGUAGUCAUAAAAGGAAAGGUUAAUAAAUUAUUGCAUUUCAUUUCAUUGUAUCAUAAAAAAUUGCCACAGAGUUAGAUUUUUAUAUGGAUGUCAUCAAAUAAAAUUUAAAACAAUAGCACGAAUAGCUGUUUUAUAAAUCAGACAUGCUUUAAAUUACAUAGUUGUGAUAAAAUACUAUACAUGAGGGAACCUGCAGUAGGAAGAUAGGGUACCAGUUGAGUAUAGAAGAGAACCAGGGUCUCUUAAACAAUGUAUACAUAAUAUGCCAUUUCAGAAUCUGAAGAACCAUGGGAAAUUUCAUUGUUUUUACCCCAAAAUAAAAAUAACAGCACCCCAUUGGUGGAAUUUUCAUUGUUUACAACAUUUUUAACCAAUCACAGCAUUUUGGUGUACACAUUUGAAAAUGUUACCAAAGAUUCAUCAGAUUCUGAAACAGCCAAUUGCCAAAGUUGCACCUUUAUUUUAAUUUAUAAUCAGGGCUAUCCCAUUAAAAUGAAUGCUGGAGGGUAAGAGGGAAGGUUUUGAUUGUUGAUGUAGUUGUGCAUCAUUUAUGUUUAAAUAUCCUUUGAUGUACAUGCUGUACACACAAUUUCUUAAAGAUAGUAUGUUUGUUAUAUAUUUUUGAAGUUUCUUUAUAACCUCCCACAUUCCUUUUACUGGAAUAUUCCUUAGGGAAUCAGUCAGAGUCAGAAAGUUUAUUUUUAAAUCAAAUAUUAAAGUAAUAAUUAUUUCUGUGUUUAGAACACAGGCUAAAAUUUGAACACUGGAUAUUUAUUAAAAACAAAAACUUUGCCAAAAAAAACCCAUCUUAAAAGCUUACACCUUUUAUCUUAGAAAUAAUUCAGGUCUUGUUUUUUUCAAUGAAUUCAGUUUGGUAUCUUUUAUGAAGUGAACUAAUUUUCUCAAUAUUUUACUUAUUGUACAAAAAAAAUCAUUACAUGAAAAUUAAAAAAGAUGUUAUUACCUGUACUUCUAAGGUAUUUCCUGGCAAUAAUACUGUAUGUACCAUUUCAAGUCUUCAUCAUGAUCAUCAUGUCAUGCUUGUUUUCUGAACAUUUGUAAGCGUUUAUUAGAAUACAACUGCCUCAUGCAUGCACUAUUUUAUUAUUGUUGAAUUAAAGUAGCACAAUACAAAGAUUCUAUAACUCCAACUCCCAAGUUUUAAAAUGCUGUAACUUUCUUUAUACAUGUUAUAAUGCUCGAAAAUUUAUAAAAGUGGUAGUUAUGGAUAGCUAACAGAUUACUCUUUCAAAUAAAUGCAAUGAAAGUAUGAUGCAACAAUUAAAGAAAUGAAAAAGCUAAAUUCAUUAAAGUGAACUGACCGAUAUUUUGCCACUAAAUACAUAAUUAUUGCAUAAUAAAAAUAUUGCAUUUAUUUAAAAGUUUAAUAUUUUAUCUAUCUAUAUAUACCUCUUUUAUUAUUUUGUAUGCAUUCAUAAGAAAGUUACAGCAUUAUAAAGGUUAGUGAUUGGAAGUAAAACAAUUCUUUGUAUUGUGGUACCUUAAAGAAGUAUUGAUUAUUGUAUGCAUCUUAUUUCAUUUUAACAUGUGAUACAAAGAAAUUUGUUGCAUCACAUUUUACUGUUCAUCCUUCAACAUCAACCAAUAACUUAAUUUUGGAUUUGAAAUAUCUUCUGAUUGGCUUAUAGUUUGUUGUCUAUAAACUCACGUACAUAAUUUUGUCAUGAUUUACUCUUUCAAAAUUGAAAUCUAGAAUAAAAUUAUAAUUGUAAUAUUUUUUCUGUUUGUUCAGGAAUAACCUCUAAAAUGUGAUACCCAAUUUAAUAACAAACUGCACUGUUGUCAAGUGUGAACCACUUUUUUGUGUAAUUUUUCAGAGAAAGAAAAAAAACUGUUACAGUCAUUCCAUAAAGUGAUUCUAUGGAAGAUUGUGCAUCAUUAUUUAUUAAAUAAUCUAAAAAAUAAAGAGGAACACACAGCCUUUAGUUAAGCAUUAGAAUCAAGUACUGAGAAUUGGGAUGCAUCUUAUAUCAUUUAAACAUGUGAUAAAGAGAAAAUAGCUGCACCACAUUUUAUUAUUCAUUCUUCAACAUCAACAAAGUGAUAUCAUAGAAGAUAGUGCACCUUUAUUCAUUAUUUGUUAUAUGCCAUCCCAUAAUAUUUAUUAUUAAUUGUAUAUCUAUUCAGUAUUGUCAUUAACAUUUGAAUACAUGUAAUAAAAGAAGGAAGACACAA
This is a messenger RNA of Mytilus trossulus (common blue mussel), 4001 nucleotides long. RefSeq names its product translocation protein SEC62-like. Gene Ontology annotation, biological process: post-translational protein targeting to membrane, translocation. Lineage: Eukaryota; Metazoa; Mollusca; Bivalvia; Mytilida; Mytilidae. The record is from RefSeq and is a predicted model, not a curated record. Gene Ontology annotation, cellular component: endoplasmic reticulum; endoplasmic reticulum membrane. The transcript has 9 exons. Bases 31 to 1533 code for a protein of 500 amino acids.